AUGUACUGCCUAUCGCCGAACAAGUGCCGACCGGCGAAUCCACGUCUGAUUCGUGGCCGAAUUGUGUACAAAUCCAAACGCACUCUGAGUCGCGUGGAUCCACAACGAUCACAGGAGAACCUGUUGGCGACGGUCACCACCACGUCGGGUAGCGGCCUCGGUAAUUGCGUCGGGGGCGGAGGCGCCUCUGGAGGCGGAAGGUCGUCGGCAAUUGGAAGGACAGCACUCAGAUCGAGCCGGUCGCACGAAAGCCUCCUCAACUACAAUACAUGCCUAAUCGACCUUGGUGAAGACGCCAGGUUACAUCCAGUUCAUCCGUCAGUGCUAGAUGUACCGAACUGUUUCCGUGUCGCCAACACAUACUACGCGUGCCGUACACCGCUUGAGCGUGCCAAAUGGAUUGAAAAGUAA
Ostertagia ostertagi is the source of this 411-nucleotide messenger RNA. Lineage: Eukaryota; Metazoa; Nematoda; Chromadorea; Rhabditida; Trichostrongylidae. The record is from the annotation of a GenBank genome assembly.